AUGAACGCUUCAACUUCGACUCACCCCGCUGGCGGGUUCCCAAGAAUCAUCGACAAUGGCUGCCUUGAACUCACUUCAGUGAUAGGCACCGGUGCAUACGGUGUCGUCUACCUGGCCAUCGAUUACAAAUACUCUCAACCACUUUGGCGUGCUGUGAAAUGUCUGCGUCGACAUGGUCUUGACUCGCGUCAGAAACAUUUCCAGCGUCGUGAGAUCGCUCUUCAUCGACUGGCAUCUGCACACCCUAGUAUUAUCGCUAUGGACAGGAUGAUCGAAGAAGGCGACAACGUCUAUGUAGUGAUGGAGUUUGGAGAGGAAGGUGAUUUGUUCGCUAUGAUAACGGAUAAACAGCGCUAUGUCGGCGACGAUGAACUCAUACGCGAUGUCUUCCUACAGCUGCUGGACGGUGUAGCAUGGCUUCAUUCCCUCGGUAUAAGUCAUCGAGAUAUCAAACCGGAGAACAUUGUCUGUUCGCAAGACGGCACGAGAGUGCGUAUAUGCGAUUUCGGUUUGGCCACCUCGGAACAGGAAUCAAGUGAAUUUGGCUGUGGGUCGACAUUCUACAUCGCUCCAGAGUGUCUUGGAGACUGGUUCCCCGACACCUCAUCGUAUCCUACUCGACCUGGAGAUGUUUGGUCAUUAGGUGUGAUAUUGGUUAAUUUGGUCUGUGGAAGAAACCCAUGGAGAAUUGCAUCACCUUCAGAUGAAUCAUUCAACUCGUUCCUCAAUGAUCCCAACUUCCUUCGACGCAUUCUACCUAUCUCAUCUCAGUGUCUCUUCGUCCUCCAACAGAUAUUCACCAUCAACCCUGCCGAUCGUAUAUCACUUGCGGCUCUUCGAAAACUCGUAUUGGAAGUGGAUACCUUUACCAUGGGUGAAGAGGAACUUCGUCUCGCUCACUACGCCGCUCAGGACUCUACUCCAACACCUCAGUAUCAGACCGUAGAGUCGUUGAUGCCUUUACAGGAAGUACCUGAAAUCGAAGGAGAGGGGGAAGGGGAGACUUGGCAAACUGAAGAUACGGUUUUUGUAUUUGACGAGUUGGAAACACCAUCGUUAAGAGCCGACUCGGGACCAUUAUCAUCCCCUGUUCAUCGAUCACGAUCCUCCUCGUCCAACGGAGGCUCUUUACCACCCACACCCCAAUUACUCGCCGAAGGAGGUCUCACGUUACCCCAACAUCAAUAUCAAUACCAGUAUCAAAAUCAACAUCCUUUCUUCGAAGUCCUCAAAGGCAAAACACCCUCAUCUAUAUCUGAAUUACGUGUUAAUCCAAUUUCACCCGAACUAUCCACAGUCAAUUCACCUAAUCCAUUCUUCCGAUAA
Kwoniella botswanensis is the source of this 1326-nucleotide messenger RNA. RefSeq lists its product as uncharacterized. Bases 1 to 1326 code for a protein of 441 amino acids. NCBI's taxonomy places the organism in Eukaryota, Fungi, Basidiomycota, Tremellomycetes, Tremellales, Cryptococcaceae. The record is from RefSeq and is a predicted model, not a curated record. Gene Ontology annotation, molecular function: ATP binding; protein serine/threonine kinase activity. Gene Ontology annotation, biological process: intracellular signal transduction; protein phosphorylation. The transcript has 2 exons.